Messenger RNA from Anastrepha ludens (Mexican fruit fly), 467 nucleotides. RefSeq lists its product as uncharacterized. NCBI's taxonomy places the organism in Eukaryota, Metazoa, Arthropoda, Insecta, Diptera, Tephritidae. The coding region runs from base 123 to 467 and encodes 114 amino acids. The transcript has 3 exons. The record is from RefSeq and is a predicted model, not a curated record.
UAUAAAGUUUUAUUUAAAAAAAUACAAAAUUUUAUUAAAAUAAUACAAAAUCACAAUAAAGCUUCCCGUCAAUCUACAUAUCCAAAGAGUACAAAGUUGACAGUCGAAGAAUUUAAAGCACAAUGGAAGUGGUGAAAAAUUUGGUAUAUGGCAAAAAGGGCGCUCAAGAGUCGAAUUAUGAGAAUGUGCAGCGUGAAGUAAACUUAGGCGAGGAGCUACGUCGCCUCAUGCACAGACGGGAUAUUCAGGAAACAAUGGAAUCUGCUGCACCUUUCUUCGUAAGUGCCGCUGUAGCCUGGCCGUUGGUGUGGUUGUAUCGCGGUUGGGAUUGGCAUACAAAGAAGGGCAAGGAGACACUGCCGCUUUACAUCAGAAAGACUUUCUUUCAAGCGAAAGCAAUACAACUCGCAGUGCUGGCUAUGGGCCUGAGUUACAUCAUCGGCAAUACAUCGACACGCAAUAUUUAG